AUGUACCCCGCCAUCGACCUCGCCUUUCACUCCAUCACCUCCAAGUCGCCGUCGCUCACAGUCUUCGCUCCGGCCGACGCCGCCUUCUCCAACUCCGGCCACCCCAGUCUCAACCUCCUCCGCUACCACCUCCUCCCCAUCGCUUUCCCUCUCCGAUCACUCAAGUCCCUCCCGUUCGGUGCCAAGAUCGCCACUCUGCUCGACGGCCACUCUCUCACCGUCACCACUCUGUCGUCCGACGACCGCCUCGUCUCGCUCAACAACGUCACCAUCACGGCGUCCCCAAUUUUUGACGACGGGUCGUUGAUCAUCUUCGGAACCAACAAAUUCUUCGACCCGUAUUUCCGGAUCUCGGGUCCGAUUCGGAGCUAUAGCCCCAAGAAUCUCUGCUGCUUGGCGCCGCGAAACCCUAACGAAGCGAUGGCAGCCGAAACGGCGACGCAUUACCUCGGAGAUGAGGGGGUUGGAGAGGGAAACGUCGUCGUUUUGGGAGAUGGCGGUUUGGUGGCGGUAGUUGAAGUGGUGGGAAUGGGAGUGGGAGAGGCGGGUGUAGAGGAAAGAAGGAGAAGGAGGAGGGCAUAG
Rosa rugosa (rugosa rose) is the source of this 582-nucleotide messenger RNA. Its product is annotated as putative fasciclin-like arabinogalactan protein 20. The record is from RefSeq and is a predicted model, not a curated record. Lineage: Eukaryota; Viridiplantae; Streptophyta; Magnoliopsida; Rosales; Rosaceae. The coding region runs from base 1 to 582 and encodes 193 amino acids. The transcript has a single exon.